GAAGAGAGGGAAGCUUCUGCAGUAGCUCGAUCCGUGGAGGAAAAAAAUCCAGCAACAAUCAUGCCGAUGUUCGUGGUGAACACCAACGUGGCCAAAAGCGACGUCCCUGCGGCUCUUCUGUCCGAGGCCACGGAGGAACUGGCCAAAGCCAUGGGCAAACCCGUGCAGUACAUUGCUGUGCACAUCAAUCCUGACCAGAUGAUGAUGUUUGGAGGAAAGGGAGACCCCUGCGCACUCUGCUCCCUCCACAGCAUUGGUAAGAUCAGCGGCGCUCACAACAAGCACUACUCGAAACUCCUGUGCGGGCUGCUCAACAAACACCUGGGCAUCUCUUCUGACAGGAUUUACAUUAACUUUGUGGAUAUGGAUGCAGCCAACGUGGCCUGGAACAACACUACGUUUGGCUGAGAUGGAGGUCACCGCUCUGAAACAGAAGACCAUUCCAACAUUUUCCUACUUUACAAACCUAGUCAAAAGUGUUAAAAUGAAGAACAAAGACAUUGAGAAGCUGAGUUGGAAUAGCCAGAAUACUGUAGAGCUUGUCUAAGAAGCACUUAACUGGACCCUUUUGCUUUGCACUGAUCCUUUGCUGUUCAAAUAAAUCAAUCAAACCCUGU
Messenger RNA from Fundulus heteroclitus (mummichog), 617 nucleotides. It is a transcript of the gene mif, whose product is annotated as macrophage migration inhibitory factor. NCBI's taxonomy places the organism in Eukaryota, Metazoa, Chordata, Actinopteri, Cyprinodontiformes, Fundulidae. The record is from RefSeq and is marked provisional. Gene Ontology annotation, molecular function: cytokine activity; phenylpyruvate tautomerase activity.